This is a messenger RNA of Penaeus indicus, 1312 nucleotides long. RefSeq lists its product as uncharacterized. Lineage: Eukaryota; Metazoa; Arthropoda; Malacostraca; Decapoda; Penaeidae. Bases 578 to 1312 code for a protein of 244 amino acids. The record is from RefSeq and is a predicted model, not a curated record. The transcript has 10 exons.
GGGGGGGUAGCAUCGAAAGCAAUUUAGGCUUAAUUUGGCCUGCAACUAAGUGACGGACGUGAAAGUAGCGUGGUUAUCAACCGUUGUUCGAUGUUCAGCUACAUGAUGUGACUGCUCCCAAGAUGGUCAACAGCCGAAGUUACAGGGAGUGACAAGGCCAUUGGGACCGUAAUAGAUGUGAGGGAAACAAGAGAAAAGGCUUUCUGAGGAGGUGCUCUUGCUGCUGUAGUGAUGGUGUGCCACUUGGAGUCAUCUGUAUACUUAAAGCCAGAUAGGACUUACCAAUCAAAUCAUCUCAUCAGCUGAGUCAACACACACACCCAGUUCUGGAUGAGACUGCCCUGACAGCUGGGCAGUUGGAUAGCUAAGUGUAGAACAUGACAGCCGUGCAGUUAACUAGCAGAGGGUGGAUUAUGACUUCCAGUAUCACCAGCUGGAGCAGUUUACCAAUAUUCCAGUCAUCAUAUUCUCAGAGGGAAGAGUGAUGAUCCAUAGUGUGUCUUGAUUUUGAUUAUUGGUUCAAACUAUUCCUAUUAGGACUAAUAUAGUAAAAAAAAAAAAAAAAAAUUGAGAGAGUAUGUUUUGUAUAGAACUGGAAAAGUACAUUGAUUUUAUAAUUUUCAUUGAUACAGAAAAGAGAUUGCAGCCAAGUAACUUUGAAGUCUCUGCAGUUGUUAUUUGCUUCCAGCCACAAUUGACACCAGACAUUCUGAGGAUGAUUUGGUCAUAUCUAACAGUUGCCAGGCUUAGUAUUAUAAUAUCUCUGAAGAUAUGCAGAAGAUGGUGCAGAAGGAUUUUGUUGACAGCCAGAAGAAUGACAAUGGUAUUUCUGCAGAGGAAAACCACAACCUCCUUAUACGAGCACAGGUUCUUCAAAAUACGGAACCAAGUACUGGGUCGCAAGCUCAUCUUCAGUGGAUCACCUCAUGAUGUUGAUGAUGAUGAUGAUGAUGAUGGAGUGAGUGUGAGAGCAAGUUUUUUGCCCAAAUCAUUAAAUUGCAAUGUGUUUAUUGCUAUUCAUGGGUUUUCUGAAGAUAAUGGUCUAAACAGCCAACUUUCACUUUUGUCUGACUGGGCCUCAUAUGAAAAGGACAAGUUAUGGCCAGAGAGUCAGGAUAUUGAGAAGAAUGCAUUUAGAGCCUAUUAUCCUCUGUGUUAUACAACUUCAACUAGUCACAGCAGCUUCAAGUUUCGGAAACCUUCACUGAAUCUCCUCUUUGGCCUGAGGAGAAUGAAGUUGCAAGGAACAAAGUCUAGCCUACUUUUUAAAUCAAUGUCAGUGGGAAAUAUAGAUGGCUCUGGAAUUGCUUAG